GCGGCAGUAGCUGUAGCAGCUUCAGCGAAGCCGGAGAUGGGCAGAGAGCGCGCGCGGCGCAGCAGCUCCAGAUUCACUGCUCUCCUCUGCAGCUUCCCGCGCCCCCGCCGCUGUCGCUGCCUCGGUGUCCCCCGGCUCCAGUCGCGCUCUUAGGACAGCGCCGCCACCGCCGCCUGGCCCUGCCUGCCUCCUGCGCCGCGCAGCCCUCGCGAGCGCCCCGGAUGGCGCUUUACCCCUAGGACCGGUUUAGAAUGUAAUAACUCAAGGAUUUGAUAAUACAGUGAAGUAGUAUAACAACUGUCUAUGUGCUUCCCAUGAUAUGUUCUCUAUAUUGAAAAAUUAUGACAUCAACAUCCAAAGGAAUUCUUCGCCCAUUUUUAAUUGUCUGCAUUAUCCUGGGCUGUUUCAUGGCAUGUCUUCUCAUUUACAUCAAACCUACCAACAGCUGGAUCUUCAGUCCAAUGGAAUCAGCCAGCUCUGUGCUGAAAAUGAAAAACUUCUUCUCCACCAAAACUGAUUAUUUUAAUGAAACUACUAUUCUGGUGUGGGUGUGGCCAUUUGGGCAGACCUUUGACCUUACAUCCUGCCAAGCAAUGUUCAACAUCCAAGGAUGCCACCUCACAACGGACCGUUCACUGUACAACAAAUCCCAUGCAGUUCUGAUCCAUCACCGAGACAUCAGUUGGGAUCUGACAAAUUUACCUCAGCAAGCUAGGCCACCCUUCCAGAAAUGGAUUUGGAUGAAUUUGGAAUCACCAACUCACACUCCCCAAAAGAGUGGCAUUGAGCACUUGUUUAACCUGACUCUGACUUACCGCCGUGAUUCAGAUAUCCAAGUGCCUUAUGGCUUCUUGACGGUGAGCACAAAUCCCUUCGUGUUUGAAGUGCCAAGCAAAGAGAAGUUGGUGUGCUGGGUUGUGAGUAACUGGAACCCUGAGCAUGCCAGGGUCAAGUAUUACAAUGAGCUAAGCAAAAGCAUUGAAAUCCAUACCUAUGGGCAAGCAUUUGGAGAAUAUGUCAAUGAUAAAAAUUUGAUUCCUACCAUAUCUACUUGUAAAUUUUAUCUUUCCUUUGAAAAUUCAAUCCACAAGGAUUACAUCACGGAAAAGCUCUACAAUGCUUUUCUGGCUGGCUCUGUACCUGUUGUUCUGGGACCAUCUAGGGAAAACUAUGAGAAUUAUAUUCCAGCAGAUUCAUUCAUUCAUGUGGAAGAUUAUAACUCUCCCAGUGAGCUAGCGAAGUAUCUGAAGGAAGUCGACAGAAACAAUAAGUUAUACCUUAGUUACUUUAACUGGAGGAAGGAUUUCACUGUAAAUCUUCCACGAUUUUGGGAGUCACAUGCAUGCUUGGCUUGCGAUCAUGUGAAAAGGCAUCAAGAAUAUAAGUCUGUUGGUAAUUUAGAGAAAUGGUUUUGGAAUUAAAAUUUUUCAUCACCUGCACACUUGAUAAAUAUUUUGAUGAGAUAUCAUCCAAGUAUUGAGGAUAAGAAGAGAUGCAACAUACUACUUUUGUGUCACAAUUUAUUUUUAUCACCCUCUCUAGGGUAACAUGUAUAUUCUGGUGGAGAUUUUUAAAAGCUCAGCAUGAGCAAUCAUUCCAUUCGGUUUUAAAUUAUCCUGUAUAUACCUAAUUAUGUGCACUGGAGAGUAAUUUAUUCUUCAUUAUCAUUUGUAAACAUUGUUUUUUCACAUUUUUGUAGUUGUCCAUAAUGUAAGCUUGUGGUUUGAUUAUUGUUUUUACACUGAUCAGCUGUUUAAUCUAUUUGGGAAAUGAAGAUGCACAUCUUAAAGUAUGAAAAAUUUUCACUAAGUAUUACAAUGUCUAGUUCCAACUUUGCAUACUAUAACAAAGGAAGAACAUGUUGCGAUUGAAUUCUAACCUCUUUGACUCCGAAGUUGAACGAAGUGUAUAACUGUCUCUAUUUGAUCUAUUUUUUUAUCUGUUUAUCACAUUUGUGAAGGUGAAAUUAUUCAUGGAGUGAAUAAGAAAGGUAUGAAGCAGAACUGUUCUAUUCAGGAAGCUAUUAGACUUCCCAUUUAUUUUCAUUAAGCUGAUUUGCAGCUACUUAUUCUCAUGGUCUUAAAUUAAAUUAUUCAAGUAUUUUUAAAUAUCCAAUUUGUUGUGAUUUUCAGCACCUGGGAAGUAAUCCCAAUAAAACUUUAGAAAAUCUAAGACAGUGCUCUUUCUGCUAUUGAUAACACUCAUUGUCAUAAUAAAACAAAUAAUUUCCUCAAAUUACAAAGAAAAAUGAUACCUAUAAAUAUAUUUAUAAAUGGUGUCAUUUAUGAACGUUUAAUUACUUAUCAAUUUAAGAUUUUUUUCUGAAGCCCUAAUAUUUAAAACAGUCUUAUUUUACCAUAUGGAUAUAAGAUUUGGCUCAUAAUGAUGAGCCCUAUCAUUUAAUUUGAGUUCUAUCAUUUAAGAGAGCCUAAAUAAAAUUAUCAUCAAGGUAUUAAAUAUAAGAUGUUAAAUAUAAUAAAGUGGGGAUAUAUAGAAAACACAGUGUUAGCACAGAGUAAGAUCUCAAUGCACAUUUGUUGGAUGAAUAAAUAAAUGCAAUUGAAUUCACAGAAAAAUGAUUGUUUCAAGGAAGUGAUAGUUCUACUUUAAAAGUACUAAUUGGAGAUGACUUUUAUAUCCCAUUUUGGUGAUUAUUCAUACAUAGCACAUAUGACCAUGAUGUUCAGGCCUUUACAGAACCAAAAUAAACCUACCAUUACAUGAAAA
This is a messenger RNA of Nomascus leucogenys (northern white-cheeked gibbon), 2727 nucleotides long. RefSeq names its product fucosyltransferase 9 (gene FUT9). NCBI's taxonomy places the organism in Eukaryota, Metazoa, Chordata, Mammalia, Primates, Hylobatidae. Gene Ontology annotation, cellular component: membrane. The coding region runs from base 342 to 1421 and encodes 359 amino acids. The record is from RefSeq and is a predicted model, not a curated record. Gene Ontology annotation, molecular function: alpha-(1->3)-fucosyltransferase activity. The transcript has 3 exons.